AGGAUAAAGAGGCCCACGAGGAGUUGGCCCGAGCGCUGGCCCGAGGCCUCCAGCUAGACAUCCACGGCUCCAGCAGAGACUCACUGCAGGGCUCCAGUGGCUACAGCAGCCAGACCAACACACCCUGCUGUUCAGAGGACACCAUCCCGUCACAAGUAUCAGACUGUGACUACUACUCUGUGGGAGCGGAUCAGGAGGGCGAGCAUCACCAGUCAUCAGACUAUGAUAAAUCUUCCACCAUCCCCAGAAACAGUGACAUCAGUCAGUCUUACCGCCGCAUGUUCCAGUCCAAACGCCCUGCCUCCACUGCUGGGCUGCCCUCCAACCCCUCUGCCAUCAUCACCCCGGGAGUCGCCACCAUCCGACGGACGCCAUCCUCCAAACCAAACCUGCGACGGCCCUCCGGGGGCCUUAGCUUGGGCCCCAUCCCCAUCAAGCCCCCCAUGAUUCCAGUCAAGACCCCUACUGUGCCUGAACAUCCUGGUUUCCCCAGCAGGGCAGCAUCAGAGGAUGGCAACACACCACGAACCCCGCUCAGUCCCCCGACCACCCCUUUGUCACCAGGCAGCAGCGGACCACUUUCACCAAGGUCCAGCUCCUGGGAGACCCAGCACCAGAGCGAGGGGUUGGAUCCUCCCACCCCACCACCGCAGCCCAGCGGCCGAGUGUCAGAAUGGGAGCGCCGGCCUCUCCCAGAGCUCCUGGAGGAGACAGAAUACAGCGAGGUGGAGGAUUUUCUGGUGGCUAUCCGACGAGGUGUCAGACUCAAGAGGACAUCGACCAAUGACCGUUCAGCGCCAAGUAUUCACUGAGACUAGAAGAGCUGGUUUGACUUGCGCCAUUUUGCGUCCCUGGCUGAAUCUCGGCAAAUAUGCUCUUAAGGGACACAAAAUGGUUGUCAACAAGUAAAAAGGAGCUAUGACAUCAAAUGGACGGCGAGAAUGGGAGGAAGUUGCUCGGAGACUCUGAUCAAGCAUCAGUUUAGAAAUUACCUAACAAAACUUAAAAGGGAUGUUCGAUCAUAACACGGUGAUCUAAUUACAGAAAUUUAUAAAGGUAAGAAAUCAAAUAAAGCGCUUUCACCUUUUGGCCAAAGACAGAAUAUUUAAAUGAGGGAUAAAAACACUUCUGUUUGUGGUGUUGACAACAGUUUGUGAUUUUUGCGAGAGUUUUGGGUUUUAAAGCCUGUAAGUACAUAGUUUGAAAAGCUCCUUUCUGAACUCAAAGUCAGAGGAAAUCUGUCAAACUAAUGUGGAUAAAAGGUAGACAUUUCUUGUCCAGAUUUAGACUGCAUCCAACAAGAAAGUUUACCUUUCGUAAAGUAUCAGUGGACUCUCUUAGGCUGAGAAUUUUCCCCACAGUGCCAAAUUUUCUUGCUUUGGAAACUGACUAAAGCACCUCUCCCUUUAAAAACGAAACCUGCAGCCUCUUGCAAGUUGAAAACUGUCUGUAUUGCACCUGACUAACUCCAGUGAAGUUUCCCUCUGAGAUUACUACUGGGAACACUGGUGCUGAUCUGAGAUCAAUUCCCCUGGGCAACUUCAGUUUACAAAAGAAAAGGUGUGAAAGGACAUCCUUGUCGAACAAGUUGGACAAGGUCAUUGUUGUAGCAGACACUACUCAAAUGAAACAUUACGUAAAUGUUAACACGUAUUGUAUUGGGAAGAAGUUACGAUGGGUGAUAUAUGGAAAAAUUCUGGAAGGAUUGAUGGAGUAUUUUCAAAUCAUUAUUUGUAUGUACAUAUUUAUACUUUGAUGUGUUUGUAUAUUUUGUUUGUCAUACAUGCCCGUAGUUUCCCAUUUCCACUAAAGGUGCCAAAAGCCUGUGUGCUGAAUUUAACUUAAAUAUUGUAAAAAUUCUAUUUAAAUUGAAAUUAUGCUGGAUUUUUUUUCUAUUAAAAUAUAGGUGAGUGUUUGAUAGAGAAGACAGACUGAAAGAAAACUUGAGCUUCUACGCAAACUGAAAGAGUAAUUGUAAUUGUUAGGGUAGCACAUUGAAGAAUGGCGUGUAAAUUCACAGUUAUCCUAAUAAUGACACGUACGGUAGAUUGACCUGCAUGUUCUUAAAGUUUUCUCCAGUAUAAAGAAUCCUUUUGGCUUUAUAUUAGAAAGUUCAGCACAAUAUUCCAGCAGUGGAUAUGAAGAGUGGCGGAUUAGGAACUGCGGAUGCCAACGUCUUAGUAGAUUAAGUGUGCUGUUAGCUUUUAACAAAAAACAUUGGGUCUCAUUCAUGAAACAUGAGCAGAACGAAUUUGUGUGUAAACUGUUUGUAGAAGGAAAUUUACGUGUAUUUCGGCAUUCAUUAAUAUGUUAGUAGCUCCGAUCUUUUCGUAGGUACCAACAAAAUCUACACCUGCUUCUGACUGCUUGUAGUACUUUUGUAGAUAGAUAGUACACAAAUAUUGUUUGUAAUUAUUAGAAAUUAUAAUUUUAUUUCAUAUUGUGCUCUGUUAUGUACACAAUACUCAGAUGCCUUUGAUACAUGUAAGUUAAAGAUGACAGGAGAUUAGAAAUAUAACACAUUUAGCUAAAUUAGUUGGUAUUUAGCAGAUUUAAGCUUCAGAAUAGGAUUCUUAAAAACGUGAAUGAGUUAUUUAAAUCAACUUAUACAAAACUGAAAAACAUUGUUCUCUAAAUAAAUAAAAUAACAAACCAACAAGUUCCUCCUCUGCCCUCGUUAUACACUGCAGCCCCAAACUUAAUGUCAUCUUUGUUUAAUUUAAUUGUCACAGGCGCAACGUGGGAGACAUAAACAUUAUUUGUGUGAUGUGGCAGCUAUACGCUUCUUUAUAAUACGACUUGUGGACCUGGGAAAACAAUUCAGCAUCUGUCUCCGCUCACACCGGGCAGCUGGUGAACCUGGAUCUGACAAAGAGUUGGAGGGAGACAGUGUGGUUUUACAUCUUACUUGCUAAACUUAACAGUGGGUUAUUGCCUACAUUAGACUGCCUGUAUUAAAAGGAUAGUGCACCGCAAAAUGAAAAUUUUCAUUGUAGCCUGUAGCUCUAACUGCCUCUGUGUACACU
Epinephelus moara (kelp grouper) is the source of this 3026-nucleotide messenger RNA. RefSeq names its product protein MTSS 1-like. Lineage: Eukaryota; Metazoa; Chordata; Actinopteri; Perciformes; Serranidae. The coding region runs from base 279 to 812 and encodes 177 amino acids. The transcript is spliced from 2 exons. The record is from RefSeq and is a predicted model, not a curated record.